AUGGAGGAUUUCACAGAACAGACACUCUGCGACCAUGAAGCAGACCGUCAAACUCGCGAGGUUUAUCGUUACUUCCAGCCAGCAAAUCCAGCAGCGCUAAAUGCAACAUGGUCCCCCGGUGAACAUUCGACCACUUCAAUCGGGGUAUCUUCCAUCGCAGAUUCUGCCAAUUUUAUUGAUCCAGUUGUGGAUGAAGAGUUCCCCGAGACGGCCUCGAUCGAUGACAGCCCUCUGUACAGCCCAAAUACGACUUUGACAUCUCUUGCACAGCUAGCAGCUCUGCGCCUGAAUGCGCAACGUGCUAUAAUCACAAUCUUGAACCGCGACUCUCAGUUCGUAUUGGCCGAAGCUACGAGAACGACCAACGUGGGAAGCUCGACAUUAUUUGGCGAGAAGGGAGACAACCUCUUUGCUGGAACAUCCACAUUAUCGAGUACUUGGAAUAUUUGUCAGGAAACAGUCAAACUGCGGUCGGAUGAACAAGAUGGUGGAACAUAUCCUUUUCUUAUCAUCAACGACCUUGAACGUGAGGAGCACUUCAAGAAACUGCCCUUCGUACAAGGCGAGCCACACUCCCGUUUUUAUGCCGGCACACCUCUGACGAGCGAUAGCAACAUCAAUCUGGGAUGCUUGUUUAUAUUGGAUCCUGAGCCCCGUGAAGGGCUAGAUGAUAUAGAGAAGGAUAUACUUGGGACCGUGGCAGCGACCGUCAUGGAAUAUUUGCAGAUGAGUCGCCAGGCCGUUGAAGGACGCCGCGCCUUGCGGUUAUCGCAGGGCCUCCGUCUUUUUGUGGACGGAAAUUCCAGUUUCGCCCAGAAUGUUCCCUUGUCGCGCUCGAACAGCUCAAGCUACAGCCCAAAUGCAUCGCCAUAUCGUAACACCAGUCGAUCUACGAGCUCUCUAAAUAGGGGAUCCAAUCCUCAUGCGGCAGAGUUUGACGAGGAGAAUGCGCCCCUUAAAGAUGGCGACCUACGAUCUUCGAGUCGACUUUCUGCGGAGGAUUCGGACAUUGGCAUAUCAGCUAGCCCAGCUCCAUCAUCGCAAAGCUCGAGACAAGGCGACAACGGAUCGAUGGUGUCGAGCAACGCUGAUUGGCUUUUUCAGCGAGCUGCGAACCUCUUACGACAAAGUCUGGACCUUGACGGUGCCGGCGGUGUGAUGCUUUUGGAGACCGACGAUGGUUCGCCGGACGGCAGUCCCCAUAGCCAUUCUUCUCUCGCCGAUAAAAAUACUCCUGGGCCGGUUCUUGCACUGUCGACCAGAGAGGAUCCGUACUCAUAUCAAACGGACUCUGAGAUAUCGCACCCAGCUGUAAAACUCGACAAUGCCUUUCUAAAUCAAUUAUCUCGCCGCUAUCCCAAAGGUCGGCUGUGGUCAUUCCAUCGUGACGGGAGUCUGUCUACUUCGGAUGAAGAGCAGUCCGUUGGAGCCACUCGGAGAUAUAAUCAAACUUCCAGGACCUUCGAAGCCAACAAACUGAAAGCCUACUUCCCCGACGCCAGCCAAGUCAUGUUUGUUCCAUUAUGGAAUGCUACAAAUAUGCGGUGGCUUGCAGGCUGUUUCUCCUGGACUCCCCAGUCGACACGAGUCUUCAGUCGGGCAGUCGAUCUGAGCUCAAUGUUUGGCUUCGCUUCUUCCGUGAUGACCGAAUACAGCCGUAUGGAAUCAAUCGUCGCAGACCGCCAAAAGGGUGAUUUUAUAAGCAGUAUAUCCCACGAACUCCGCAGCCCAUUACAUGGCGUUUUAGCAGCCGUCGAGUUUUUGGGGUCUACUCAUUUGGACGACUUUCAAGACUCUCUUCUCGAGACUGUAAAUGCAUGUGGUCGGACUCUCUUGGAUACGAUGAACCAGGUCUUGGAUUUCAGCAAAAUAUUGUCCUUGGAAAGGCAGAAGAAGAGGCACAAACGCAGAAAAGAUCCAUGGAGGCCAAAAGUCCCAGACCGGUUGCCAGCGCGAAUGGAUCUACUUAUUUCAACCAACGUUGCCAUCUUGACAGAGGAAGUUGUGGAUAGCGUGUGCUUAGGGCAUUCCAAUAUCCAAACGUCAAAAACGACAACAAACCAUCCCAUUGGCGAGUCACAAACUGCAUCAUUCACCUCAUCCACAUCAUCCACAAAGAACAGCCAAGUUGGCACCACUUCAGGUGUGGAGGUUUUCGUCAAUAUUAGUGAUAAUGACUGGAUUUACAACGUCCAGCCCGGCUCAAUGAGGCGUUUAAUCAUGAAUAUCUUCGGAAACUCACUGAAAUAUACCAAAAAGGGCCAGAUAUCCGUCUCAAUUCAGGCGACCGAUAACUCAAAGGGCCGUUCUCGGCGCCAGGGUCUUGAGGACGUAGUGACGUUAACCGUUUCGGAUACAGGUAAGGGCAUCUCAAAUGAGUUCCUUCAGACACGUCUAUACACCCCAUUCGCACAGGAGGACACACUUUCAGUGGGUACUGGCCUCGGUCUAUCAAUCGUUCGCGAAAUUGUGAGAACGCUCAAUGGAAACAUCAGAAUCAAAAGUCGAGUCGGCGAAGGCACUACUGUCAAGGUGACAAUUCCCCUCGAGCGUCCAGUAGGGGGAAAAAGCCGGUCAUCGACACCUGGCGUCGAGAAGCCGGAACAGGAGCCACUUACAGCAUCUUUUAAACUACGUCAACUGGACUUGACAGAGAAGCGUGCCGCUAUAUGGGGAGUAGAUCCUUCCCAUCUGGGCGAGUACUCAUUCUGGUCUUCAAUUGCGCAGUAUAUUACAGACUGGUAUGGCUUGAAGCUAGUGCCCUGGUCCGCCAAUGAACCUAUUGAUCUUUUGCUUGCAAGCGAAAGCGAUUUGUCUGCAGAAGGAUAUCCGCAUUUGCACCCCACAUUGCCACGAAUGCUUAUUUUUCGCAACUGCCUAGGCAGCUCGAGUGAUAUUAGAACACAAUGGCCGCACCUUGCUGAUUCUAUGGUGGUCAUUCGGCGACCAUGUGGUCCACAGAAUCUUGCCAGAGGAAUCUUGAAUUGCCUUUACCCAAAACCAGCGUUUUCGACAUCACCUGCCCCAUGUUUGAAUCCUUCUGAACAAAACCUUGUGCACCGUCAACGAUCGCGGCUCUCAGAUACGAAUCCCUCAACUGGGACCUCCCCGACAACGUCGUCUGAACAGCUUGACACACCGGGUACUCGAUCAUCCGAUCCUAUGCCAGGUUCCUGCUACGGCCUAGAUCCUGCAAAUCGGAAUACUUCUAGCCAGUCUCCAGAUACAGAAGGUUCAUAUCGCCUCACAUCUGGAAGCGACUCUUCCAUCCCUCAUGCACCUUCUUCCACUUCCUCCACCUCCUCCACCUCCUUGCCCAGUGACUCAGCUCAUAUGGCGACCUCAUCUGGAGCCCAAAGCAAACCUCGGGUAUUGCUAGUCGAUGACAAUGACAUCAACCUUCGACUUAUAAGGGCUUUCAUGAAGAAAUGUGAUAUCACGGCUGUAGAUACAGCACAGAAUGGCAGAGAAGCCGUCAACUUAUUUGAACAGAUGUUGUUGGGAUAUGAUCUCAUUUUCAUGGACAUGUCUAUGCCCGUGAUGAACGGCUUUGAAGCAACUCGCGCUAUACGUGCGAUUGAAAAAGAGCGAGAUGGCUGCAUUCCAGCCAAGAUUAUCGCCUUUACUGGACUCAGUAGCUCGCGCGAUGAGACUCAAGCAUUGGACUCAGGAGUGAACAUUUUCCUUACGAAACCUGUUUCGUUCAAGGCAGUAUCGCGGCUACUUGAAGAUUGGGAAAUUAGACUGCCAAGAUGA
Molecule: messenger RNA, 3756 nt
Organism: Penicillium waksmanii
Lineage: Eukaryota; Fungi; Ascomycota; Eurotiomycetes; Eurotiales; Aspergillaceae
Product: hybrid sensor histidine kinase/response regulator
Exons: 3
Coding region: 1-3756 (1251 amino acids)
Biological process (GO): phosphorylation; phosphorelay signal transduction system
Molecular function (GO): phosphorelay sensor kinase activity
Source: RefSeq, a predicted model, not a curated record